AUGACUGCAGCACGAAAUGGCCAUGUGGAGAUUCUUCAAAUGUUUAUUGACAAACUGCCUUCAACCAUCAAGAAGUUUGCUCAUCGAUCCUCGCGUCUUCUGAAUGUCGCGGCCACGCAUGGCUAUGGUUUCACGCCGGGGCGGUCCACUCUGGACUCACUCCAAGAUGCGGUUAAAGGGGGCCAUUUGCCGGUGCUUGAAUAUUUACUUGACGAGGGGACAUGCAAAGAUUCACAAGAUUUGGUUGAUCUUCUUGAUCAUGCCACAAGCGGAUGUCAUUUGGAGAUUGUGAAAUACCUGGUCAAACGGGGUGCUGAUUUUAUCUGUCCACUUUCAGGCUACCCUCCAAGUAUAGACCUGAUUCCAUUUUCGAAUAUGCUAUAA
Penicillium mononematosum is the source of this 384-nucleotide messenger RNA. Its product is annotated as ankyrin repeat domain-containing protein. Gene Ontology annotation, molecular function: protein binding. The transcript has 2 exons. Bases 1 to 384 code for a protein of 127 amino acids. The record is from RefSeq and is a predicted model, not a curated record. NCBI's taxonomy places the organism in Eukaryota, Fungi, Ascomycota, Eurotiomycetes, Eurotiales, Aspergillaceae.